GCGAAAGAGACAGCAGGCACGGUACGCGUCGUGUGCGAUACUAGAUUUAAAUACUCAAGUUGGUGUGACAGAGAAGACAGUUGUAGACUCGUCAACAUUAGCUUAUCUAAACAAAUAUUCUACAAUGGGUCAGAAAUGCUCUUGCUUGCGUCGCAACGAAAAUUCCGACGAACACUCGAAAAGCGAAGUCGACUCAAAGCUGCGUAUGCGCACUAUUAAUGCAAAUCUUUUAACAGCUCCAGAUGCCGGUAGCUCUGCGGUGCUGGGCAUGCAGCGUGUGGAUCUGUGCCUGGCGGACAACCAUGACGAGCACCACACGAGCCACUUCUAUGCGGCAGCUGCCAAGGAGGCGCUAAUCGUGCGACGAGGCGAACCAUUUCGUUUGCGCAUCUACUUCAAUCGGGAUUACAGCCCCAGCAAAGAUGCAAUUAGCUUCAUAUUCAGCGUGACGGAUGAUAGCAAACCGAAUCCGGGACAUGGCACUCUGACGGCUCUGGUGCCGCACGAUGGUAUCGAUUUUCUGGGUGAUCCAUUGGAGUGGGGCGCCGGCAUUGAAUCGCACGAGGGUCAAAUAUUAACUGUACUAGUGAAGCCACCGGCCACAUGUCCGGUAACCGAGUGGCGUCUGGACAUUGACACGAAGCUGCUGGGCGAUGGCUCGCGCAGUUACCCGUUGCCACUGCCCAUCUAUAUACUCUUUAAUCCCUGGUGUCCGGACGAUCAGGUUUACAUGGAGGACCGGGAUAAGCGCAAGGAGUAUGUGAUGCAUGAUACGACCCUGAUUUGGCGUGGCUCCUACAAUCGACUGCGUCCCUCGGUCUGGAAGGUUGGCCAAUUCGAGCGCCAUGUGCUCGAGUGUAGCCUGCGAGUCCUUGGAACAGUGGGACGCAUUCCACCUGCCUACCGAGGCGAUCCGGUGCGUGUGGCACGUGCUCUAUCUGCUCUGGUGAACUCCGUGGAUGAUGAUGGUGUGCUGUUGGGCAACUGGACCGAGGAUUUCUCGGGCGGUACAGCGCCCACCAAGUGGACGGGCUCCGUCGAGAUCUUGCAGCAGUUCUACAAGACCCAGAAGUCGGUGAAGUUCGCCCAAUGCUGGAAUUUCAGUGGUGUCCUAACCACAAUUGCACGUGCCUUGGGCAUUCCUUCACGCAUCAUCACUUGCUACUCCUCUGCCCAUGAUACGCAAGCGUCGCUGACUGUCGAUGUGUUCAUCGACGCCAACAAUAAGAAACUGGAUGCGGAGACAACGGACUCCAUAUGGAACUAUCAUGUGUGGAACGAGGUGUGGAUGCAGCGUCCCGACUUGGGCAUUGGACAGUACGGAACAUACGAUGGCUGGCAGGUGGUGGAUGCAACGCCACAGGAGGCAUCGGAUAAUAUGUACCGAGUGGGUCCCGCCUCAGUGCUCGCAGUGAAGCAUGGCGAAAUUCUGCGUCCCUUCGACUGCGGCUUUGUCUACUCGGAGGUGAAUGCCGAUAAGCUCUAUUGGCGUUACAAUGGACCCGCCCAGCCGCUAAAGCUAUUGCGCAAGGACACUCUGGCCAUUGGCCACUUGAUCAGCACCAAGGCGGUGCUGAAGUGGGAGCGUGAGGAUAUCACCGAUAGCUAUAAAUAUGCCGAGCGCAGCGAGGAGGAGCGCAGCUAUAUGCUGAAGGCCUUGAAGCAAUCUCGUCAUGCUUUCAGUCGUUAUUAUUUGAAUGAUAACUUCAAUGAGGUGGAGUUCAGCAUGGAGCUGAAGGACGACAUCAAGGUGGGCGAGAACUUCUCGGUGGUGCUCAAGGUGACCAACAAGAGCCAGGAGCGCAUUCAUCAAGCCACCGGCCAGCUUAACUGUGAUGCAGUGCUCUAUACGGGUGUGGGCGCACAGGAGGUGAAGACCAUGGGCUUCGAGCUGGAUCUGAAACCGAAUAGCACGGAGUUUGUGCGCAUGGAGGUCACAUUCUUCGAAUACUUUGAGAAAUUGUCCUCGCAGGCGGCCUUCCAGAUCUCUGCGGCCUGUCGCGUCAAGGAUACCGACUACGAUUAUUAUGCCCAGGACGAUUUCCGUGUGCGCAAGCCGGACAUUAAGCUGCAACUAGGCAAUGGUGACAACGCCAGCAUCGUAUCACAGCAGGAAAUCGAUAUAAUUUUGCGCCUGACCAAUCCUCUGCCCAUAGCACUACACAAAGGGCUAUUCACAGUGGAAGGACCUGGCAUAGAGCAGCCACUCAAAUUUAAGAUUCCUGAAGUACCAGUUGGUGGCACGGCCGCUGCGACAUUUAAGUAUGUCCCACCAUAUGCCGGCCGAGGCACUAUGAUAGCCAAGUUCACUUCCAAGGAGCUGGACGAUGUGGAUGGCUACAAGCACUAUGAGAUUGAGCCGCGACCCGGCGAUGUGCUGCAACCCAAUGGCAGCCAUCGGAGAAGCAAUAUCAUACGCCGGCGCACGGAUGUCAUUCCCUGAACCAAAUGAACCAGUUCGAUAUUGCAAGUCGUUCUUUUCUGUAUUUGUAAGUUAAGUUUGAAUUUAAGUUUUAUAGAUAAUGAAAAAUAAAAGAAAUUCGUAAAUUAGUCAG
Messenger RNA from Drosophila arizonae, 2555 nucleotides. It is a transcript of the gene Tg, whose product is annotated as Transglutaminase. Gene Ontology annotation, molecular function: protein-glutamine gamma-glutamyltransferase activity. The record is from RefSeq and is a predicted model, not a curated record. Gene Ontology annotation, biological process: peptide cross-linking. Lineage: Eukaryota; Metazoa; Arthropoda; Insecta; Diptera; Drosophilidae.